Molecule: messenger RNA, 640 nt
Organism: Drosophila montana
Lineage: Eukaryota; Metazoa; Arthropoda; Insecta; Diptera; Drosophilidae
Exons: 2
Coding region: 1-543 (180 amino acids)
Source: RefSeq, a predicted model, not a curated record
AUGCGUGCGAGGUGGCUGCGAGUGCUCCAAAUGCUGCUCGGACUGUGGCUGACGCUGGCGAAUGCGCGUCUGCUGAAGUUCACCAAUGUCAAGUGCCUGGAGCUGCCGACGAAUGCGGGCUUCAGCAGGUACGAGUACUGCCGGCUGAAGGUGGUGCGGCGCAACCAGGUGGAGCUCUCGCUGAAGGUCAGCCUGCUGGAGCUGCCGAUCACGAACCUGACCACACGGCUGCAGUGCUUCCAGCGCACGGACGGCUAUCGUCCGUUCGUCUUUAACAUACUCUUCGACUUCUGCAAGCUGAUGUCCGCCCGCAAGUAUCGUCUCUCGUUCGAGAGAUUCAUCUUCGAUGCCAUCCGGCAGCACAGCAACUUUAAUCAUUCGUGUCCCUGGAAGGAGGAUCACAUGAUCGUCGAGCGAUACGCCUUGGACUUUGCCAAGGUGAACAUGCCCGUGCCGGCGGGCGUCUAUCGGCUGGACUUUACCUUCUACGCCUACGGCAUAGCGCGCACCUUGACGCAGGUCUUCUUCGAGAAACUGGAAUAGGGUCCGUUAAAAUAGGUUAUGUCCGGCGUACACACGCUCUACACACACCCCACAAAAUGGCGAUAUUCGAUUCGAUUCAAUGCAGAAGUUAAUUUCA